Messenger RNA from Lachancea sp. 'fantastica', 924 nucleotides. The record is from the annotation of a GenBank genome assembly. Lineage: Eukaryota; Fungi; Ascomycota; Saccharomycetes; Saccharomycetales; Saccharomycetaceae.
AUGAAACUUGAUGAGACCAUCGCUCUGCUCAGACAGGGCAAACACGUCUCAGAAGAGACGGUGUUUGAGCUAUGUAUGCGAGCGCAAGAACUGCUUAUGAACGAGGCCAAUGUAACGCAUGUGGAUACUCCAGUGACGAUUUGUGGGGAUAUCCACGGACAACUGCACGAUCUCUUGACUUUGUUCGACAAGAGCGGAGGUGUGGAAAACAACAAAUAUAUAUUCUUGGGAGACUUUGUGGAUCGUGGAUUCUAUUCGCUGGAGAGUUUUUUACUUUUAUUGACUUACAAGCUGCGAUAUCCGGAUCGUAUUACCAUGAUUCGUGGCAAUCAUGAAACUCGACAAAUCACCAAAGUUUACGGGUUUUAUGACGAGAUUGUGCGGAAAUACGGUAACAGCAACGUUUGGAGAUACUGUUGUGAAGUUUUCGACUACCUGUCCUUAGGGGCAAUCAUAAAUGGGAGGGUUUUCUGCGUACACGGCGGUCUUUCACCUGAUGUGACCACGAUCAAUCAAAUCCGUGCUAUUGACCGCAAACAGGAGGUACCGCAUGAGGGCGCAAUGUGUGACUUACUAUGGAGUGAUCCGGACGAGGUGAGUACUUGGUCUUUGUCCCCGCGAGGAGCUGGAUUCCUCUUUGGGAAGAACGAGGUGGACCAGUUUUUGCAUACCAACGACUUUGAGCUCAUCGCGCGUGCGCACCAGCUUGUGAUGGAGGGCUACAAGGAAAUGUUUGACGGCGGGCUCGUCACCGUAUGGUCUGCGCCGAAUUAUUGUUACCGUUGCGGGAACGUGGCAGCGGUCCUGCGCAUCGAGGACACGCUGGACAGGAACUAUAUGAUUUUCGAAGCUGUACCUGCUCAGGACGAUGUAGGUAACGCAAUAAUACCGACCAAGAAGCCUCAAAUGGACUACUUUUUGUAG